CGCGCUGGGGUCGUAACGAUAGCAACAGCGGUGUGGAGGAGGGCUGGGCGGUCGGGGCCGGGGUCCUGGAGUGUGCGCGGAGCCCAGGCAGACCGCGAAGCUCCUGAACCUGCCUGCGGACUGAAGAUGGAACAGUCCCAAGGGAGUCUCCCAGCUAACAGUGGCCAUGCAGGUGACAUUGUCAUAGAAAAGUUCUGGGUUGGAUCCACAGAGUCCGCCUCCCAUGCUCAGCUGGCCUGCAGCACACAGCUCUGUGCCUUCCCUCUGGGUGGAAAUGGACUUUGCAUACGGAGCACCAAGGACCCUUCUGAUCAGUUUCUAAUCCUACAAGGACAUGAUCAGCCAAUUACUGCUGUGGCUUUUGGAAAUAAAGAGGACCCGCUUCUGAUCUGCUCUGCAUCCCUGGACUGUAUUAUAGUGUGGAGCCUGCAAGAGUGUAGAGAGAAAGUACUUCAAGGGCUGGCCCCUCGAGGGACUACCGUGGGCAUGCUUUCCAGAGCAGUGCUGUAUUUAAGGUGGAGCCCAGAUGAUCAAAUUGUUGCCACAUGUGCUGGAAACAGAAUAUUCCUACUGGAUGUCAAGGGUCUGUCUGUACUGGCUGAGCUGGGGGGCCACCUGGGCCCAGUGACAGCAGUGGAGUUCUGUCCGUGGGAAGCAGAUACCAUCAUCUCAGUGUCUGAGGACAGAAGCUUUAAGGUCUGGGACUGUCGUACAGGAUUGGUGACAUACACUUCAUCUGUGUUAGCAGCGUAUCCUCUUCUAAGUUUAUUCAUUGAUGCAGAGAGCAAGCAGCUUAUUACUGGGUGUGCUGACGGCCAGCUCUGGGUCUUCAGCUUGGCCGAGAGACACCACUACCGCUGUGUAGUGCGUGUGGACCUGAAGAAGAGGAGAGAGAGCUUCUUCACUAGAAGGGUGAAGUCUGGGCUGUGCGGCCUGCCAGAGGUGCGCCUGCUUCCCUCUACAAGUGAAUUGGACACAGAAGGGGUAGAAGCAGCUUUUCCCGUCCUGAGACUCGCACCCUGCAACCUUUCACCCAUCCUAGGUUCUGAAAACAGAUUUCUUUAUUCUGGGAAUACCAAAGGCUUGUGGAUUGGAAGCUCAGCUGCUUUAUUCGUAUUUAACUUGGCAAACUUUGAAUUGGAAGCUGUUUUACACUAUAAGGAUUUUCAGAACCUCAGCAUUCAAGUUGCAGGAUCCUGUGCCAUGAUGGGCAGAACUACUGAUCAGAAGGCACUUUGCCUGCUCGCAUCCAUGUUCGGGAAGAAGUUCGCUUUGCUGGAGAUCGACCUGGCCAUGCUAGUCAAGUCUCAGCAGUGCCCUGGUGCCAGGAAGCAUCUCUCGGUGCUGGCCAGCUCCUGUGUGCUACCAACCUCUCCGCUGUAUUUUGGAAUUGUUGAGGAAAAAAGCACUAACCCUGUUGGUCAAAAACGAUCUGCUGCUCGGCGCGGCACACAGGACCAGCCCCUGGUUUUCCACAGCACUGUCCAGUCAUCAGGCUAUGCAUCAGCACCACGUGUUACUAUGUUUUCCCCAAAGACUAACUGCAAGAACAAUGAUAAAAGAUCUUCAAAAUGCAAGAGCAAUUACAAAUGCCAGGAGCUCACUCUGGAGGAUUCUCUGCCAACCAGGCUCUGCAGGCAAGUCGCUGCUGCCCUCCACCCGGCUGCCGUGUGCUGUGUUCAGUACUCAGGAGAUGGUCGGUGGCUGGCCUGUGGCCUUGCCAAUCAUCUGUCCCUUGUCUUUGAUGCCAGCCUCACUGGAGCCCCUGCUGUCUUUUCAGGUCAUGAUGGAGCCGUGCGCACUGUCUGCUGGAGCCACAACCAGAAGUGGCUGCUCUCUGUUGCCCAGGACAGGACGUUGCGGGUGUGGUCUGUUCGCCAGACAGAGCUCAUACUCUUGCUGGGCAAAGACAUGUUUUCUAAGCCUGUACAGUCUGCACAGUUUUAUUACAUAGAUGCUUUCAUAUUGUUGUCUUCUGGCUCUGAACUUCAGCUGCGGAAGUAUCAUAUUGACACGUGUAAAGAUGAGAUAAAACGGUAUAAGCAAAAGAGCUGGUCUAAGUCCGUUUGUAGGCUUUCUAUGACAGAUGGGGUGGACAUGACCAGUUUAUCAGCUGUGAACGACUUUUAUUCCCAUGUUGUACUCACGGCUGGCCGGAACAGGACAUUGGAAGUGUUCGACCUCAACGUCGGCUGCAGUGCAGCUGUGAUAGCAGAAGCCCAUUCUCGGCCUAUCCAUCAAAUCUGCCAAAAUAAAGGCUCAUCGUUUGCAACCCAACACUCCCAGGCUUAUAAUCUCUUCCUAACUUCUGCUGUUGGUGAUGGGAUGAAGCUGUGGGAUCUGAGAACCUUGAGGUGUGAGCGCCACUUUGAAGGGCACCUGAACCGCUGCCACCCCUGUGGAGCUGCCUUCAGCCCCUGCGGGCGAUUCGUGGUGUGUGGUGCUGAGGACAGACACGCUUACGUGUACGAGCUGGGCUCAAGCACUUUUUCUCACCGACUGGCAGGGCAUACAGACACUGUCACCAGUGUGGCCUUCAACCCGUCUGCACCCCAGACAACAGCCCACGCCUCCCAGCAGGAGCCAGGGUGGGAACCUGCCAGUUGCUGAGAACACACCCAGGAACUGGGGGGACCCACGGCUCUCUCACGCCCUCAGAUCACUGUGGCCAGACC
This is a messenger RNA of Otolemur garnettii (small-eared galago), 2675 nucleotides long. It is a transcript of the gene WDR27, whose product is annotated as WD repeat domain 27. NCBI's taxonomy places the organism in Eukaryota, Metazoa, Chordata, Mammalia, Primates, Galagidae. The record is from RefSeq and is a predicted model, not a curated record. Gene Ontology annotation, molecular function: protein binding. The coding region runs from base 127 to 2610 and encodes 827 amino acids. The transcript is spliced from 25 exons.